This is a messenger RNA of Staurois parvus, 501 nucleotides long. Lineage: Eukaryota; Metazoa; Chordata; Amphibia; Anura; Ranidae. The record is from the annotation of a GenBank genome assembly.
GCGCCGGGCCCCCAGGCGGGGCGACAGGCGCCGGGCCCCCAGGCGGGGCGACAGGCGCCGGGCCCCCAGGCGGGGCGACACAGGCGCCGGGCCCCAGGCGGAGCGGCGGGCGCCGGACCCCCAGGCGGAGCGACAGGUCUCGGGCCCUCAGGCGGAGCGGCGGGCGCCGGACCCCCCCAGGUGGAGCGACAGGUCUCGGGCCCUCAGGCGCAGCGGCGGGUGCCGGACCCCCAGGUGGAGCGACAGGUCUCGGGCCCGCAGGCGGAGCGGCGGGCGCCGGACCCCCAGGUGGAGCGACAGGUCUCGGGCCCUCAGGCGCAGCGGCGGGUGCCGGACCCCCAGGUGGAGCGACAGGUCUCGGGCCCUCAGGCGGAGCGCGGCGGGCGCCGGACCCCCAGGUGGAGCGACAGGUCUCGGGCCCUCAGGCGGAGCGGCGGGCGCCGGACCCCCAGGUGGAGCGACAGGUCUCGGGCCCUCAGGUGGAGCGGCGGGCGCCGGAUC